AUGGUCCACCUGCUGGCCUCCGAAGUCCGCCAGCUGCUCCACAACAAGUUCGUGGUCAUCCUGGGGGACUCCGUGCAGAGGGCCGUGUACAAGGACCUGGUUCUCCUGCUGCAGAAGGAUUGCCUGCUCACUCCUAGCCAGCUCAGGGCCAAGGGGGAGGUGAGCUUCGAACAGGAUGAGCUGAUGGAGGGAGGCCCCUUGCACAAUGGCACCAGCUACCGCGAGGUCCGCCAGUUCCGCUCGGGCCACCAUCUGGUGCGCUUCUACUUCCUCACACGCGUGUACUCCGAGUACCUCGAGAGCAUCUUGCAGCAGCUGCACUCGGGCGAGGACGCCCCCGACCUGGUCAUCAUGAACUCCUGCCUCUGGGACCUCUCCAGGUACGGUCAGGACUCCUGGAGGAGCUACCGGAAGAACCUGGAGAGCCUGUUUGGGCGCCUGGGCCAGGUGCUGCCUGAAUCUUGCCUCCUGGUGUGGAACACGGCCACGCCUGUAGGCGACAAAAUCACCGCAAGUUUCCUGCCGUGUAAACGGGAGCCCUGGGUCCCCUUCCUGAAAUUCGCCGUGGUGGAAGCCAACUUCUACAGCUCUGCGGAGGCGAAGAAACACCACUUUGAUGUGCUGGACUUGCAUUUCCACUUACGCCACGCGACGUGCCACCGGCACACGGACGGCGUGCACUGGAAUGAAUACGCGCACCGCCACAUCUCCCAGCUGCUGCUGGCCCACGUGGCCGACGCCUGGGGCGUGGAGCUGCCCCAUCGCCUCACUGUGAGCAAGUGGAUCCAGAAUGGCCCUGCCAGGGAACCACCUGGACAGGGAGUUGAGAGGCAGCCCUGGGGCGACAGAGAUCAACUGGCCUCCCCACUGUCCCCACCCAUGCCUCCUCCCAGGCGUGGCCCCCUACUGCCGUUCCCACGCCUGCCCCCGCCCCCACUGGCCUUCCCACCGUCCCCACCUGCGCCUCCUCCCAGGCGUGGCCCCCUGCUCCCGCCCCCGCCCCCACAGCCUCAUCCUGUUCCCCUUCACCAGGUGACGCCUCAGUUCCCGCUCUGUUCUCAAGAUGCCUAUUUUUCCUCGGACCAUAUUUACCAGUCAGAUCAAUUCUUUUUCCAUUCGGACGUCCCCUCAGGACUUUCCUCCGAAGCUGACUUUAUGUUAGGUCCCCAGCCGCCUGUCCCCUGCUUAUCCACAUCCUGGUAUCAACAGCGGGCCCCUGUGGUCCAUAGGGGUUUUCCUCGGUCUCGUCCCCGUGGCCCAUAUGUACCCUGGGGACGGCGGGGCAGGCCUUCGAAGAGACGGCCCCCAGCCCUCCCAGAGUCAAGGCCUCAAUAG
Cynocephalus volans (Philippine flying lemur) is the source of this 1335-nucleotide messenger RNA. It is a transcript of the gene PCED1B, whose product is annotated as PC-esterase domain containing 1B. The record is from RefSeq and is a predicted model, not a curated record. Lineage: Eukaryota; Metazoa; Chordata; Mammalia; Dermoptera; Cynocephalidae. Bases 1 to 1335 code for a protein of 444 amino acids. The transcript has a single exon.